GCGCUUCCUGUCUCUAUGGUUGCUGGUCCGUCCGACUUUCCUUCCCCAGCGGUCCUCCGGGCGCCUGGGCCCUGGGUUGAGGAACGACCGGAACGGGGCAAGAGAGGCGGGUUUUGGUGUUGCCCGGGAGCCGCCGGCGGCCGACUUCCGUUUCCGGUUACUGCGGCACGCGGAUCUGGGGCUGCAGCCCGGCGGAAAGAUGCGGCCUUUGACUGAAGAGGAGACGCGGGUCAUGUUUGAGAAGAUGGCCAAAUACAUCGGGGAGAACCUGCAGCUGCUCGUCGACCGGCCCGACGGCACCUACUGCUUCAGGCUGCACAACGACCGCGUGUACUACGUGAGUGAAAAGAUCCUGAAACUGGCCGCCAACAUCUCCGGGGACAAGCUGGUGUCGCUGGGGACCUGCUUCGGGAAGUUCACCAAGACCCACAAGUUCCGGUUGCACAUCACGGCGCUGGACUACCUGGCGCCCUACGCCAAGUACAAAGUGUGGAUAAAGCCCGGCGCCGAGCAGUCCUUCCUGUAUGGGAACCACGUUUUGAAGUCUGGUCUAGGGCGAAUCACUGAGAACACUGCUCAGUACCAGGGAGUGGUGGUCUACUCCAUGGCCGACAUCCCUUUGGACGAAUGGGAUUCAGACAAGCAAUGGAGGGAUGCCAGUUCACUGUGAGGAAUGAGAAGAAGUGGAAGUAGAGUGGCAGAAACAAACACAGUGUGUUCCAGAGAGAGCAAGCAGACCAGUUUGCCUGGAAGGAGGAUCCACACAGGGCACAAAGGACAGCAAAACUCAAACGCCAGGCUGGGAGUCACGAUGGGGAGCAACACGAUCCUAACCACCGCCCCAGAGCACCUAGCUCAAUGUGGGAGAUUAGCAAAUAUGUACUGAAUUUGCCCAGUCUCAAAUGCUCACAAAAGGUACAAAGCUAGAAAUAUUCAUCAGUCACUUUUAGGGAUCAAGGCGUAACGACCCAAUUCAA
Oryctolagus cuniculus (rabbit) is the source of this 977-nucleotide messenger RNA. Lineage: Eukaryota; Metazoa; Chordata; Mammalia; Lagomorpha; Leporidae. The record is from RefSeq and is a predicted model, not a curated record.